Notolabrus celidotus (New Zealand spotty) is the source of this 5012-nucleotide messenger RNA. It is a transcript of the gene npepps, whose product is annotated as aminopeptidase puromycin sensitive. Gene Ontology annotation, molecular function: peptide binding; zinc ion binding; metalloaminopeptidase activity. The transcript is spliced from 23 exons. The record is from RefSeq and is a predicted model, not a curated record. NCBI's taxonomy places the organism in Eukaryota, Metazoa, Chordata, Actinopteri, Labriformes, Labridae. Bases 182 to 2977 code for a protein of 931 amino acids. Gene Ontology annotation, cellular component: cytoplasm. Gene Ontology annotation, biological process: proteolysis; peptide catabolic process.
AUAGCAGUCAGAUUUCAGGCCUUGAAGGCGAAUUGUAAUUGUGUUGAUGCACGCGUCUGGCACGUACGCUGAAACGUGAUGACGUACCGUGUCUGUAGGUCGACGCUGCUUAACUUGAGUUGUUUGGUUGUCUACGAGGACAGAAGUGUAGCUGGCAGUGCAGCUGAGAGGGUUCCAGUUGAUGUUGUUGCUCCUGGGCCGCAGGGUACCGCUGUCAUUCUCACACAGACUCACUGCCUGCUGUCCGUCCUCCCUGCCGCCGAGUCCUCCCCGCCGAGGCCCCUUCUGCUCUGUAUUAAUAAAGCUGAGACUCACACACAGCACCGUCUCCGUUAGCGGACACAACACAGGAACCAUGCCCGAAAGGAGGCCCUUCGUACGGCUACCCACUGACGUGUACCCCGUUAACUACGGCUUGUGUCUGAAGCCGGACCUGAUCGACUUCACCUUCGAGGGCAAGCUGGAGGCGCUGGUGGAGGUAAUACAAGCCACGAAUCAGAUUGUGAUGAACUGUGCUGACAUCGACAUCAUCACAGCUUCGUUCGCACCACAAGGAGGAGAAGAAAUAAACGCGACAGGAUUUAACUAUCAGAACGAGGAUGAAAAAGUCACCCUGUCAUUUCCUAGCGCCCUACAGAAAGGCUCCGGCACGUUGAAGAUAGACUUCGUUGGGGAGUUGAACGACAAAAUGAAGGGAUUCUAUAGAAGUAAAUAUACAGCCUCUGCUGGAGAGGUCCGCUACGCUGCUGUCACACAGUUUGAGGCCACGGAUGCUCGCAGAGCUUUCCCGUGUUGGGACGAGCCCGCUAUUAAAGCCACCUUUGACAUCGCUCUGAUAGUUCCCAAGGACCGGGUAGCCUUGUCAAAUAUGAAUGUCAUUGAUCGAAAGCCAUAUCCAGAGGACGAGAACCUUGUGGAAGUGAAGUUCGCCACCACCCCCAUCAUGUCCACAUACCUUGUAGCUUUUGUCAUCGGUGAAUAUGAUUUUGUGGAGAGCCAAUCAUCAGAUGGUAUCACGGUACGCGUCUACACACCUGUGGGGAAGGCGGAACAAGGGAAAUUUGCACUGGAGGUUGCGACUAAGACCUUACCUUUUUACAAAGACUACUUCAAUGUUCCUUAUCCAUUGCCUAAAAUUGAUCUCAUAGCUAUUGCUGAUUUUGCUGCUGGUGCCAUGGAAAACUGGGGCCUUGUUACCUACAGGGAGACGGCUCUGCUCAUCGACCCCAAGAACUCCUGCUCGUCCUCCAGGCAGUGGGUGGCGCUGGUGGUCGGACACGAACUCGCCCACCAGUGGUUUGGGAACUUGGUCACCAUGGAAUGGUGGACUCACCUGUGGCUAAAUGAGGGCUUCGCGUCCUGGAUCGAGUAUCUGUGUGUGGACCACUGCUUCCCAGAGUACGACAUCUGGACCCAGUUUGUCUCUGCGGACUACACCCGAGCUCUGGACCUGGACGCUCUGGACAGCAGCCAUCCCAUCGAGGUGAACGUGGGCCAUCCAUCAGAGGUCGAUGAAAUCUUCGACGCCAUCUCCUACAGCAAAGGAGCCUCCGUGAUCCGCAUGUUGCACAACUACAUCGGGGACGAGGAUUUCAGGAAAGGAAUGAACGCAUAUCUUUUGAAGUUCCAACAUAAAAACGCUUCGACAGAGGACCUGUGGGACUGUCUGGAACAGGCCAGUGGGAAACCCAUCGCUGCAGUGAUGGGCUCGUGGACCAAGCAGAUGGGCUUCCCCAUUAUAGAGGUCGACCAGGAACAGCAAGGUGACGACCGAAUACUCAAGUUAUCUCAGAAGAAGUUCUGUGCUAGUGGACCACAUAACGGUGAGGACUGCCCCAGCUGGAUGGUCCCCAUUAGCAUUUGUACCAGCGAGGACCCCAAAUGCACCAAGCUCAAGGUUCUGCUGGACAGACCGGAGACCACCAUCACCCUCAGCGGCGUCAGCCCCGAAGAGUGGGUCAAGAUCAACCCCGGCACCGUGGGCUUCUAUCGCAUCCAGUACAGCUCGUCCAUGCUGGAGAGUCUGCUGCCGGGCGUCAGAGACCUCAGUCUGCAGCCCGUGGACCGGCUGGGCCUGCAGAACGACCUCUUCUCUCUGUCUCGUGCCGGGAUGAUCAGCACGGUGGAGGUGCUCAAGCUGAUGGAGGCGUUUGACAACGAGCCAAACUACACGGUGUGGAGCGACCUCAGCUGCAACCUGGGAGUGCUGUCCUCGCUGCUGUCCCACACCGACUUCCACGAGGAGAUCCAGGAGUUCAUCAGAGACCUCUUCACCCCCAUCGGCCUGGAGCUCGGCUGGGACAGCAAACCAGGGGAAGGUCACCUGGACGCCCUGCUCAGAAGUCUGGUUCUGGGGAAGCUGGGGAAGGCGGGACACAAACCCACUCUGGAGGAGGCCCGGCGGAGAUUCAGAGACCACGUGGAGGGCAAGCAGGUCCUCCCUGCAGACCUCAGGAGCCCGGUGUAUCUAACGGUGCUGAAGCAUGGAGACAGCGGCACACUGGACACGAUGCUGAAGCUCCACAAACAGGCCGACAUGCAGGAAGAGAAGAACCGCAUCGAGCGAGUGCUGGGCGCCAUCUCUGCCCCUGACCUCAUCCAGAAAGUCCUCACCUUCGCCCUCUCGGAAGAGGUCCGUCCACAGGACACGGUGUCGGUGAUCGGGGGCGUAGCGGGCAGCAGUAAACACGGCCGGAAAGCCGCCUGGAAGUUUGUCAAAGAUAACUGGGAGGAGCUUUACAACCGCUACCAGGGCGGCUUCCUCAUAUCACGGCUCAUCAAGCUCACAGUCGAUGGAUUCGCUAUCGAUAAGAUGGCUGCUGAAGUCAAGAGUUUCUUUGAGAGUCACCCGGCGCCGGCGGCCGAGCGUACGGUGCAGCAGUGUUGUGAGAACAUCCUCCUGAACGCCGCCUGGCUGAAGCGCGACGCAGACGACAUCCAGCAGUAUCUACUGCAGCGCAAAGCUCCCCCCGUCUGAGCUCCCGCCGCAGCCUCCCUCCAACCCGCCUACUCCAGCCCCCCCUGCCCACCCACUCCCCCUUCGGACCUCCCAGCAUCAUAGCUGCCUCGCCCCCCCCCCCCUUCCCCCCUCCCUCCCCCCUCUUUACGGAGCAGAGCGGGAGAGCAGAGCGUACUUUACAGCGGGCUUCAUUUCUCAAAGAAACUGUACGAAAACAAGACGGCAAAGCCAAGAAUCUAAUCGAGUGUUGGAAACACAGAGACUCUUUCUACGUUAACCAAGCAGAUCCAUUUUAGUCAGACCAGGAAUGUAGUUUUAGCCUCAUCCUGCCCUCCGCUAACGUCACCGCACCAAGUCAAAGAAGCAUCUCGCUAACUCCUCCUGCCCCCCGUAUGCACUUCUUCAUCGUCUCCGCGCCAUAGCUGAGAAAACUGUGAAUCUCCUCCUCCUCCUCCUCCUCCUCCUCCUCCUCCGUUCUUCUUCCUGCUGCCCAAAUUGAAAAAAGCAUGAAGUGUGAUUUUUCUGCAUUUGCUGCUUUGUUUUUCUUCUGUUUGUUUUCUGUACAAACAAUUUGUUAUUUUUGCCCCGCCCCCCCUCUCGUCUCCCUUUUCACUGCGUGUCCACACCUUGGUCUCCGUGGUCGGGGCGCCGUGGGCAGGAUGGGGUUAAAAACAGUCGAGUGUGUGCGUUGUAGUUUCCAACAGCACCGAUUCUCCAUUUGCUGAUAAAACGGUUAGGACGAGGCGAGCAGCGCUAGCAUGGUACUACAUUGUAAACUGUUAAUGCAAGCAUUUUUAAUUUUUUUUUGCAGACGAUGUUCCUUUUAAAGAAAAAAAAAUCAAAACAGAAAAGUUCACGGUGACCCGUUCCCACCCUCCAUUAACCCCCCCCCCUCCCCUGGAGCUCUGCUCAUAUUUAAAGUUUCCUUUCUCUGCCGCCCUCACUGAAGUGAAGAUAUCAGCGUGUUUUAUAAGACGACAGAUGAUGCAGUGAUUUAUUUAAAUGUUGAGAUAAUCUUAUAUUCUGAGGAGAGAAGAAGAAGAAGAAGAAAAAAAAAAAAGAUCACAACACUACUUUUUUCGGGGCCUUUUAUUCUGAAGUUACAUCAGGAAACGAAAAACGGCCCGGGUCCGGACUUUUUGUGGACGUGACAGAUCGACGUGACUCCGCCGUCAAACCUCGGAAGCCUUAAAUCGGUCGUCUGGUUUGCGGUUCAUAUUUAAAGUGACAGUAGGUGACUUCCACAUAACGUCAAAUGUAUCUAACGUGAUAACAGAUUUAUGCAGACUUGUUGAACGAGUAUAUCUAUUAUAGAAUUUACAAUUUGAUGUGGUUUUUGAAAAAACAUACCGACCAAUCAUCGACCUGUUGUCUCUUGAGACUCCUCCCCCUCCCCCUCCCCCCCCCCCCCUUCCCCCCCGUCCUGGAACAUUUGUUGUUGUUUUUUUUUGUUUUUUCGUUUGUUUUCUUUUGUUUUCUUUUGUUUAAACUACAGUUGGUGUUCAUUAAAGUGAUAAAGGAUUAUAAAAAACAAAAGAUGUGAAAUUAGUACCAGUUGAUUUUAAUGAGUGAGGUGUGAGUGUGCAUGCCUGGAAACAGAUUUGUAAUUUAUUUUGUAUUAUCUCACAGGCCAGGAGAUGAUCAUACUGGAUUACAAACGGUUAACGCAGCACUGAACCUGAUGAUGAAUAACGUGUGUGUAAAUAUAUAAAACAGCUGAGUCACACCUGAUGAUGAUGAUGAUGAGAAUAAAAAACAUGGUGACGGAUUGACUUAGACGAUUGCAGAGAGAAGUUUUAAAUGUCUACACAGUUUUGCUUUCAUAAAGUGUCUGUAGAAACCUUCGGGCAGCGUUUGGCUGCUUGAUUUUUUGUGUCGACCGUGCAGAGACAUUAAAUGUUCUUGUCUUUUUCUAAUGAAGCUGAAUUUAGUUCAACCUGUGGGAUGUUUUUGUGCUUCUGAUUUAAAGAUCUGUCGGGCAGGACAGCUUUGACUUCAGUGAUCCCGAGGCGAACGUAAAUAUGCAGUCCAAAUAAAGUAACACUUGACGAUA